GUGUCUUCCUCCGCUGUCUGCGCCAUCAGUACUCCCAGGUACAGAAGGGAAUUCCUGUGUCCCUCUUGUCUGAACAGGCUGAACAUCCCCGGUGAAGCUCUCGCUCUCUCUCGAGAGAGAAAGGCAGCAGAGAGGAACGAGGAGGAGGAGGAGGAAGAGCAUUCCACUCAGUAAAUUAAGAAAUAUAUACAAAUAUUCCGGAGCGUCUGCUUCAGUGUGAGGAGGAUUAAGAGUUCUGGGCAGGAUGGUUCACCUCUCUGACUUUCUGGCCUUCACCUUGGUGCUGGGUGCUGUGUCUGCAGUCCGGUCUGGCGUCGCUCACACGCACCUCCUCAAAGCCUGCGCUUCCUGUGGGAAGUCUGAGGGUCCCAGGGACCCGGCAGGAGACCUGAGCACGACGACACUGGCCCUGGGGGAGCCCUGCGGGGUCUACACACUGAGCUGUGCCAAGGGACUGCGCUGCAUGCCACCAGCACAGGAAACCAGUCCCCUUCAAUCCCUGCUGCAAGGCAGGGGCAUCUGCACCAAAGGCGGCAGAGCCAGCCCGCCCGAGAGGCCUCAUCUCACAGGUGGGAUCCCUUCACACAAUGGCGACCUGGAGAAGGCGCCCUGCCGUAAGCUCCUGAACGCACUGCUGCAACACCUGGAGCUCACUGUCUUCCCAUCCAACAGUGACAUCUACAUCCCAAACUGUGACACUCGUGGCUUCUACAGGAAGAAACAGUGCCGGUCCUCCAUGGGCAUGCAGCGGGGCCAGUGCUGGUGCGUGGAUGAGCGCGGCACACCACUGCCCACACAUGCCAGCAAUGAUGGAACCAUAUCAUGUGAUGGCCAGUGAGGGGUGCUGUGGGUGUGGCGUGAGC
Molecule: messenger RNA, 863 nt
Organism: Brienomyrus brachyistius
Lineage: Eukaryota; Metazoa; Chordata; Actinopteri; Osteoglossiformes; Mormyridae
Product: insulin-like growth factor-binding protein 3
Exons: 4
Coding region: 245-838 (197 amino acids)
Biological process (GO): regulation of insulin-like growth factor receptor signaling pathway
Cellular component (GO): extracellular region
Molecular function (GO): fibronectin binding; insulin-like growth factor I binding; insulin-like growth factor II binding
Source: RefSeq, a predicted model, not a curated record